Messenger RNA from Suillus subalutaceus, 1391 nucleotides. RefSeq lists its product as uncharacterized. The transcript is spliced from 4 exons. The coding region runs from base 262 to 1167 and encodes 301 amino acids. NCBI's taxonomy places the organism in Eukaryota, Fungi, Basidiomycota, Agaricomycetes, Boletales, Suillaceae. The record is from RefSeq and is a predicted model, not a curated record.
CACACCUGCCUGUUGUGGACGCCUUCUCCGAGCCUCGAAUGCGUCUUACAAUCAAGUAUGGCAUGCACCCGUGCUGGCAUUCAUCCUUGUUUGUAUUGCAAAGGUACCAACUGACGUACAGUAUAAUGAUUGCCAGUCAUUUCGAUACCUGGUCACACUAACUGGUUAUAGAUGCCCUCUCUAGUCGAGUCAUCGGUCGCAAAUCGCGGGGAACUUGUUUGGGACUGAUCCGUGUAUAUUUUGUCACUAUAUGGUCAUUUAAUGACCGCAGAACACAUAUCAUCUCCCCCCAUCCCCCCCAUGAAUUUUCCCUGGAACCAUAUACCCAACCCAGAUCAACUUGCGGCCGAUCAAGACGGCCUCGAUGACAACCUUCCACGAUAUUCAACACAGUUGGAAUCCGUUUCCACAUCCACAUCCAUUUCCCAGUCCUUGGCCAUGUCACCACCACAAAUUGCCUACUCUUACUCUACCACCACGAUGCUUCCAUCUGUUCCAAAUCAUGGCUCCCAGUGGAAUAAUACACCAAAUAGCAUCCAGUACUACAAUACAGCAUUAGAAGGUGUCACCAGCAUCGGGUACUCCUCUUCUCCUGUAACAGGAAGCGGCUGCUCGUCACCAUCAACAUCCCAAAUGGCGUAUCCGAAUGGUCACUCUUCGUGGUCCACUACUCCCUCGCAGUAUACCGCGGUUAAUCAUACGCCUUUGCCUUCCAUCUUUGAUCAUAAUAUGUCCACCUCCGAUUUCUCGCCGUACAACACCUUGCCAUAUCAAUGGCAGACUCAUACCGUCCUUCGGCCGGGACAUCUAAGCUUGCCUUUCACGCCUAUGAUGCCUCCACCAUUGGCAGUGGAAUCUUCACGAGUAAUACAGCCUCAUGCAAGUCAUGGCGAACAAAUAGGCUACGCCUUAUCUCCCCUCCUGUCCUGCCGGUGGCUAAACGACGAUGCCGUUACACACUGCGAAUUCAUUGGGACAUUGGAGGAAUUAAAGACCCACUGUAAAGCCAUCCAUUUUACUGGCCCAACAGUAGUAAAGAUCGAAUGCCGAUGGGAGGGUUGCGACUACUACAAACGCAAUGACCCGACAGUUCGCGUCAUGCGACGCGAUACCAUCUGGCGUCACAUUUACGAGACCCACUUGAGGUUGAAGAGGGGUAGUAUCUAGGCUUCCGCACCUCUUUGUAUUGCAAGUUUGGUAAUUCCUUGUGUUGCACCACCGCUGGUCGCCCCGUGUUUUCUUAUGUCAUGUUAUGUUUGUUGUUCUCACUCCUCCUUGUUCUCAUCGACCGUUCGCCAUGGGUUCACUUUUUUCUUGUUUCAGUUUUUGUCCAUUCAAAGUGUACUACUUUAUGCUAGAUAAUGCUAUCUAGUCUAGGGGCCCCGCUGGAC